AUGGAGCUGUUCGAGCAGCACAAGCAGCUGUACGAGCGACUGCGCGAGGCGAAGAGCACGCUGGACCCGGUGGUGGAGAAGAUUAACAAGCGGGAGAAACUGCUGAGCACUCGACUGGAGCUGGAGGCGCUGCGCAGCAACCCGAAUCGAUACUCCGAUCGGCGAUAUAGCAAUAAAUAUUUACAGAAAGAAAUCCAGAUGAGCAAGGAGCUGGCGAGACUACCGUUCGUGAACAAAGAAUGCAUGCAGGCGAUUAGCAGCUAUGAGGCGCAGUAUGGGGAGAUCGUUAUGAACGGAAAGCGAUAUAUGGAUGAGCUGAAAGAAGAGGAGAUCCUGUCUCCGAGAAAGGUUGGAAUGUGGAUGGACUGUGAGGGUAGACGAUGGCGUCUGUGCAAACAAGAAUACCGAAGAGAAUGUGAUAGUGUGUAA
Molecule: messenger RNA, 429 nt
Organism: Blastocystis hominis
Lineage: Eukaryota; Bigyra; Opalinata; Blastocystidae
Exons: 2
Coding region: 1-429 (142 amino acids)
Source: RefSeq, a predicted model, not a curated record